UAUCUACUUCUAUAUCUAAAAUGUCGCUAAAUCUUGAGAACGAAACCAAAUGGCUAACGACAAGCGUCUUGCCGCAGAUCCUGCGUAGUGGACGACUAUUGGAGAACUACAGCGAGGCGCUGGCGAAAACUUUCCAGGUGGAGAGCAUCGAAAUCAAUGUAAUCGGCGCCGAUGAGGCCUACAUGUUAACCAUAUGCUACAAGGCUCACAUCAAAUUUCAAUAUGCCGGCCAACAGCAGCAGAGGAGACUGGUUAUUAAGAAAACACCAAAGAUAUUGCCUGAUGUAUACGAUUCGGUGCAAUUUGAUGAUCUAUUUAGCAAUGAAGUGGGCUUCUACGUCGAGAUACUGCCACUUCUUCAGAAGCUGAGCAAUGGCAGGUUUGCUGCUCCCAAGUAUUAUUACAGCGAAAUCAAACCGAACUCCGCACUGCUCAUCCUGGGCGACUUUGCGGAGGAUGGCUGGAGAAUGACUAAGGACAGAUUUGGCCUGAGUCUGGAGCAUGCGCGCAUUGCAGUCAAGUACUUGGGCAAGUUUCAUGGCUUCGGCUAUGCCAUGAAGCACAACCAUAAGGAGCGCUUCCAGGAGCUCACGAGCAGGCUCAGGGAAGGACGUUAUGCCAAAGAGUCUCUGAACCAUGAAUGGGAACUAAAACAUAAGGCCAGCCUCAAGCGAGCGGAGCGGGUAGUAGCUACAUAUCAACCACAAGUGGACAAGGAAUUCGUCAGUAAGUUUCAGCUACUCCUUUACAGUUAUAUAGGCUAUGGACGUCAGCGUGUGGCGCCCAGGGAGCCACUCGCUGUCAUCUGCCACGGUGACUACCUGAGAAACAAUGUGGCCUACAAGUACGCUACGGACAAUAGCAGCACUCCCCUGGAGAUAAUGAUGUUUGACUAUCAGACAUUGCGUUUGUCCUCGCCCAUGAUUGAUCUCUGCGUGUUCCUGGCACUCUCACUCCUGGCGGAAGUGCGCUACAACAAUUUUGAUAGUCUUUUUGAUGAUUAUUGCAAUGCGCUCUUUGAAAGUUAUAGGAAACAUUCAAGUAUUUCACUUCCGGCGUACCUCAAUCGCGAUGAUUUGAUGAAAGAGUACAUCAGGAUUUUGCCAUACGCUGUGCACAUAACGUGCUACUUCCUCUUCUCGCUGGUUGAUCCACCAACAGUUUCGGCGGAGGAAAUGUUUAACACAGAGCUUUCGGAUUUGGAAAUUGUUCAGACAGCGUUGAAGCAAGGCGGUGCACUGGUGGACCGGGAAAUAGCCCAUCAAAUAAAGGAAUUGUACGAGCUGAGCCAAUUGCACAAAGUGCAAAUUGACGAGGAUAUUGAUACAUCAGAUUGGAUUAAAGAUGCUUUCAAAUUUGUAAAAGAAACAAAUUGGAUAUAUGAAAGUGCUUAAGUUGUAUCGAAUGGCAUAAGCUUAAGAAUUGGCUAAAUAAAAAUAUAUUAAAACAAAA
This is a messenger RNA of Drosophila novamexicana, 1452 nucleotides long. RefSeq lists its product as uncharacterized. NCBI's taxonomy places the organism in Eukaryota, Metazoa, Arthropoda, Insecta, Diptera, Drosophilidae. The transcript is spliced from 4 exons. The coding region runs from base 21 to 1394 and encodes 457 amino acids. The record is from RefSeq and is a predicted model, not a curated record.